ACGGAAACACUCCUCGAGUGAAGGAUCAAUUAUCAACUGCUCCCUGCAGGAAUCUCAAAGGAAUAUCAAACUACAGUAGAAGUCAAGCAGCAGCUUCACUCAAACAGUAUGACCGAUAACGAGGAUCCCAAGAAACGGAAGGAGAGCAAAGGGACGAGCAAAGAGUUGUGCGGUUACCCGCUCAGCAUCUUCUUCAUAGUUGUGAAUGAGUUCUGCGAGAGGUUCUCCUACUAUGGCAUGCGAGCGGUCCUGGUGCUGUAUUUCAAGUACUUCUUGCGCUGGGACGAUGACUUGGCCACCUCCAUCUACCACGUCUUUGUGGCUCUCUGCUACCUGACCCCCAUCCUUGGGGCCAUUGUGGCUGACUCCUGGCUGGGGAAGUUCAAGACUAUCAUCUACUUGUCCGUCGUCUAUGCGAUCGGCCAGGUUACGAUGGCUGUCAGCGCAAUCCAUGACAUCACUGACACGGACAGAGAUGGGACACCAGACAACAUUACCUUUCAUGUCGUGUUGUCCAUGGUGGGUCUCUUCCUCAUCGCUUUGGGCACUGGUGGCAUCAAACCUUGUGUUGCUGCCUUUGGUGGAGACCAAUUCGGUGAUCAUCAGGAAAAGCAAAGGAGAACGUUCUUCUCUGUGUUCUACCUUUGCAUCAAUGGUGGGAGUCUCCUGUCAACCAUUAUCACUCCAAUCCUGAGAGCUCAGAGCUGUGGCAUCUACAGUCAGCAGAAGUGUUAUUCCCUGGCCUUCGGCGUUCCUGCAGCACUAAUGAUGGUUGCACUUGUGGUGUUUAUCAUUGGUAGCGGUAUGUACUACAAAGCUGAACCACAGGGAAACAUCAUGCUUGAUGUGUGUAAAUGUAUUGGGUUUGCCAUUAAGAACCGCUACAAGCACAUAAGCAGUCAAUACCCAAAGAAGCAGCACUGGAUGGACUGGGCUGAAGAUAAAUAUACUAAACUCCUCAUUGCUCAAAUCAAAAUGGUGCUGAGGGUCCUCUUUUUAUACAUCCCACUCCCGAUGUUCUGGACCCUGUUUGACCAAAAGGGUUCUAGAUGGACUUUGCAAGCCACCAAUAUGAAUGGGAACUUUGGGCUACUUGUUAUACAGCCUGAUCAGAUGCAGACUGUAAACCCCAUCCUGAUCCUGACACUGGUGCCUAUCAUGGACAGCUUAGUCUACCCUCUGAUCAAAAAGUGUGGCCUGAACUUUACACCUCUGAAAAGAAUGACAGUGGGGAUGAUGAUGGCAGCUAUAGCUUUUGUCUGCGCUGCUUUGGUUCAGAUUGAAAUUGAUAAAACAUUACCCACCUUCCCAUCAGCCUCUCAGAGUCAGUUGAAAUUACUUAACAUGGGCAGUAACCCAGUGACGGUUGAGCUGCCUGGCAUCGAUCCUCUUGUACUUCCUGCAGCUCAGGCCAGUGAUGAAUUCUUCACAUUUGACGCAGAAAGUAUCAGCAUGUUAAUAGGCAGCCCUCCAGUGGUGAAAAAUAUUUCCUUAGCUAAAGGAAAGCGAAAAACGCUUCUCAUGACCUCAAACAUCACUGACAACUGGAUGUUGACGAAUGAUGUGAUUUCCAAGCCACAAGAAGGCAACAAUGCAGUCCGAUUCAUAAAUGGAAUGAAUACAGCAGUGAAUGUGUCAACUCCUGCAGCUGCCUUUGGAGUAAUUGAGUCAUUUGAUUAUUCCAACUACUCCCAAAUAAGUAAUGGAAAGUCCAUCUUCACCAUACAGAAUGGGUCACAGUCAUGUGAAUACAGCAGGGACUUUGGAUUUGGAAGUUCAUAUACCUUCUUUAUACCCAGCACUUUGGUCAUUGGACCUAAUUGUCAGGAGUCUGUUACUGUGACAGAAGACAUCAAGCCCAACACAGUACACAUGGCUCUCCAGAUCCCGCAGUACUUCUUCAUAACUGUUGGUGAAGUGAUGUUUUCUGUUACUGGUCUGGAGUUCUCCUACUCACAGGCACCUAGUAACAUGAAAGCGGUGCUGCAAGCAGGCUGGUUGUUUACUGUUGCUGUGGGUAACUUCAUUGUUCUGAUCGUGGCUGAGGUUGCAAAGCUUCCCAAACAGUGGGCAGAAUACAUCCUAUUUGCCUCUCUCUUGGUUGUAGUGUGUUUUAUCUUCUCCAUCAUGGCGCAUUACUACACCUACAUCGACCCUGCAGAAAUUGAGGCCCAGUUCACUAAGAAGGUUAAUGAAGAUGAUGAUGAGGAGGAUGAUAAGUGCAAGCUACAGAAGGCGCAGCUCGAGAUGGUCAAGAAAGACUCCAUUAAAAGUCACGAAGAUGAAGAUGAUACAGGCAAACAGACCAAUAUGUGAACAUUUAUAUCUGAUGUCCACACGAGGUAGAAUAUACUUUCAUGCUGCCAGUGUUGUGUUGUGUUGUGUAUGUGUGUGUGUGUGUGUGUGUGUG
This is a messenger RNA of Anarrhichthys ocellatus (wolf-eel), 2410 nucleotides long. RefSeq names its product solute carrier family 15 member 1a (gene slc15a1a). Gene Ontology annotation, molecular function: transmembrane transporter activity. Gene Ontology annotation, biological process: oligopeptide transport; transmembrane transport. Gene Ontology annotation, cellular component: membrane. The record is from RefSeq and is a predicted model, not a curated record. Bases 109 to 2316 code for a protein of 735 amino acids. The transcript is spliced from 23 exons. Lineage: Eukaryota; Metazoa; Chordata; Actinopteri; Perciformes; Anarhichadidae.